UGCUCUGCGGUUUUGUCUUUCCUUGUUUCCUCUGCAGCUCCCUGAUGAUUCUGUGAGCGCUGCUUAAUGAGCAAUAAUCCAUCGCCCCUGGACGCUGUUGUUGCAAGGGGAUGUCCAUUUGCAUGCAAAUGUGUGACACUGUGACAGCACCGCGCUUAUUAGAGUGAUGUGUCCUCCUGUCUUUCUGCUGGGAGCUUAGAGGACUGAAAAGACGCGGAGCAGCUGGAACAGCGGGUUGGACUGUUGCUCACACCAAGUUGCGCUUCGCUGAAAACCAAACCAAACCAAAUGGCAACUUCUGCCUCUCUGGAGACCAUGAUGUCCUGCGCUAGGACCGGCUCAUCCGCGGUUCCAAAGACCCUGGCCUUCUCCAUAGACCGGAUCAUGUCCAAGAGCUCGGAGCCGAAGAGGGGCGCGGACGACGCCAAGAAGCUGUUGGGUCUGUGCGCUCCGAUGCCCUGCAUGAUCCCGCUGCAGCCCUUCACCUACGACCUCCACGCCAAGGCGCUCAUGUGCUACUCGGAGUUGUGGAGAGCAAACUUCAGCGGGACGAUCUGCGGGUCCGCGCCCGCGCCCUGCAAAGACAACUGCGGUGCGUGCCGGAAAGCCGGCGCAAAGCCGCCGCUGGUGACGUCGAGCAGCAGGCUGGUGAAACCGCAGGUCGUCCAGCAGACGGUGGCCGUGCCGGGCGGAGGCUCGCUCUACUAUCUGAACUACCUGGACCCGACCUAUCAGCCGUCCGAGCUGCUGGCCGGACACUGUUUCUCCGCUCCGCAGGCCCCGGCCUCCGUGUCGGCGCACCACAGACUCCUUCUGCUGGAGAACAGCAAGGUGGCCGGCGUGGGGGCCGACAAGUUCCCCACGCCGCAGUACCCGCAUAAGGAACAUCUGCCGGGUCAGCUGGACCAGAUAGUGAAGGAGAACCACGUCCUGAGCGCCGACAAGAACUGCGUCAAAACGCACAGCAAAGUCAGCGGCACCGGCGGCGGCGCAGACGGAAAACCCAAAAACUUCACAUGUGAAGUGUGUGGAAAGGUUUUUAACGCGCACUAUAAUCUGACCCGGCACAUGCCCGUGCACACCGGCGCGCGACCCUUCGUGUGUAAAGUGUGCGGGAAAGGCUUCCGGCAGGCGAGCACGCUGUGCAGACACAAAAUCAUCCACACGCAGGAAAAACCUCAUAAAUGUAACCAGUGUGGAAAAGCCUUCAACAGGAGCUCCACGCUCAACACGCACGUCCGCAUCCACGCCGGAUACAAACCGUUCGUGUGCGAGUUCUGCGGGAAAGGCUUCCACCAGAAAGGAAACUACAAGAACCACAAGUUGACACACAGCGGCGAGAAGCAGUACAAGUGCUCCAUCUGCAACAAGGCCUUCCACCAGAUCUACAACCUGACCUUCCACAUGCACACGCACAACGACAAGAAGCCCUUCACCUGCACCACAUGUGGCAAAGGCUUCUGCCGCAACUUUGACCUGAAGAAACACAUCAGGAAGCUGCACGAGAGCGGCUUCGUCUCGGCCGCCGACGCCUCCAGGGAAACGAAGAGCUGAGCAGCACCGCCGUCCUUCCCCUCAGACUG
This is a messenger RNA of Thalassophryne amazonica, 1583 nucleotides long. RefSeq names its product FEZ family zinc finger 2 (gene fezf2). The record is from RefSeq and is a predicted model, not a curated record. The transcript has 4 exons. Bases 289 to 1554 code for a protein of 421 amino acids. NCBI's taxonomy places the organism in Eukaryota, Metazoa, Chordata, Actinopteri, Batrachoidiformes, Batrachoididae. Gene Ontology annotation, cellular component: nucleus.